Pipistrellus kuhlii (Kuhl's pipistrelle) is the source of this 936-nucleotide messenger RNA. It is a transcript of the gene MTHFS, whose product is annotated as methenyltetrahydrofolate synthetase. The transcript is spliced from 3 exons. The record is from RefSeq and is a predicted model, not a curated record. Gene Ontology annotation, molecular function: 5-formyltetrahydrofolate cyclo-ligase activity. Gene Ontology annotation, cellular component: mitochondrion. Lineage: Eukaryota; Metazoa; Chordata; Mammalia; Chiroptera; Vespertilionidae. Gene Ontology annotation, biological process: folic acid-containing compound biosynthetic process; tetrahydrofolate interconversion. Bases 273 to 707 code for a protein of 144 amino acids.
CGUCACGGGCUUCAAAGUCGCUUGGGUCGCGGACGCCGGGGGCUUUGGGGUCGUUCCCGCCGCGGCGUGAUGUUGCGUCAGGGCCGCUGCCUCGGGCAUUCCUGUCCCGCCAGCGGGGACCGGACUUCACGGCGGCCGGGGAGGCCGCACCGGAGCCCCUGCCCGGUUAGGACGGCGGGGGUGUGUUUGGCCCGUCCCUGAGCCGCUUCCUCCUGCAGGUGAUCGCCCACAGCCAGUAUCAGAAGGCCCAGAGGAUCUCCAUCUUCCUGAGCAUGCCCGACGAGAUCGAGACCGACGAGAUCAUCAAGGACAUUUUCCGCCGCGGCAAGACCUGCUUUAUCCCCCGGUACCGGUUCCAGAGCAGACACAUGGACAUGGUGCGGUUAGCGUCGCCCGAGGAGAUCGCUUCGCUCCCCAAAACAUCCUGGAAUAUCCCUCAGCCUGGCGAGGACGAGGCUCGGGAGGAGGCCUUGGCCACAGGCGGCCUGGACCUCAUCUUCAUGCCCGGCCUCGGGUUCGACCGGCACGGCCACCGGCUGGGCCGGGGCCGCGGCUACUACGACGCCUACCUGAGCCGCUGCGAGCAGCACCAGCGGGCGAAGCCCUACACGCUGGCCCUGGCGUUCAGGGAGCAGAUCUGCGCCCAGGUCCCCGUGGACGAGCAUGACGUGAAGGUGGACGAGGUCCUCUACGAAGACGCCCCCUGAGCCCCGCCCCGCAGCCCGAGAGGGGGGCACGGGGGACAGGCGUGUCCCGCCGGGGGCCCGUCAGCACCGCACCCCACCGGGAGCCCGGGCUGCACCGCGGCGAUCAUUAUAAGAUACCUGUCCCCAGACCACCUUUAAAAACGGAUAGAGCUGCCCUGGCCGGUGUGGCUCAGUGGGUAGAGCGUCGGCCUGCCGACCGAAGGGUCCCAGGUUCGAUUCCCAGGUUUCG